Megalobrama amblycephala (Wuchang bream) is the source of this 1645-nucleotide messenger RNA. Its product is annotated as GTPase IMAP family member 8-like. The coding region runs from base 239 to 1645 and encodes 468 amino acids. NCBI's taxonomy places the organism in Eukaryota, Metazoa, Chordata, Actinopteri, Cypriniformes, Xenocyprididae. Gene Ontology annotation, molecular function: GTP binding. The transcript is spliced from 2 exons. The record is from RefSeq and is a predicted model, not a curated record.
UGAAUACACUGCAGGUUCACUCUCGCUCGUAUCAAAGGUAAAUCAUCAACAGUAUAAUUCCUUACAAGUAUUUUAUUGAACUAAAUACAUCACAAUCUGCUAAAACAUAAGCGCACAUUACUUUCUGAACAAGCGCACAGUUAGCGUCAGUGUUGCUUUCCCAUUUAUGCAAACUGUGCCCCGUUCUGAACUAAACUGCCACUGUUUGUGUAGCAGAUACAAAUGUGGGUAAUAAUGCAUGCUGUACAUUUUUCUUUCAGAGAUGUCAGCGAUCUGCUUCAAUCCAGAUGAUCCAGAUGAUCCAGUGAUCCGGAUUCUUCUGAUGGGCAGAAAUCGUUCUGGGAAAAGCUCGUCUGGAAACACUAUAGUGGGAGCAGGAAAGUUUAUAAAGAAGGAUGAACCUGAAGUUUGCUAUGAAGUUAAUCAGAUUGGUGGAAAGCAGGUUGCUGUGAUUGAUUGUCCAAAUCUACUGGAUCCAAGUCUCAGCAAAGAGAAGUUUGAAAGUCUGAAAGAGCAGCUGGUCUCUAAAUCUUCAGCAGGUCUCAGUGCAGUUCUGCUCACUGUUUCUCUAGAGGAGCCUGUGGAAAAUGAGGAAGAGAUCCUGCAUUUCAUUAAAGGUGUAUUUGGUCCAGAAGUUCAGAAGUACAUCAUGAUUCUGUUCACACACGAAGAUGUUCUGGAUGAGCUGGAACAGACCAUUGAUGAAUAUCUACAAAAACAAGAUCAUGCAGAUCGUCAGCAGUUGGUGACAGAAUGUGGAGGAAAGUUUCAAUGUUUCAAUAAUAGGGGUAAACCAAAUAUCAAAGAAAGACAGAAACAAGAACUACUGCAGAAGAUAGAAGGAAUGAUGAAGGACAAUAGGGGGAAAUUUGUAAUGGCAAAAAUGAAGAGGAGUGACAGCAAAGAAAUGCCUGAUGUCAACUUUUCAGGAGAAACUCCUGCUCAAGAUCCAGAUGAGAUUUAUGUCAUUCCUGAGAAGAAAGAGCCGAUCAGGCUGGUUCUGCUGGGAAAAACUGGAUCUGGGAAAAGUGCCACUGGAAACACCAUCAUCGGCAGAAACGUGUUCAAAUCUUCAGCCGGUUCAAAGUCUCAGACGAAACAGUGUCAGUCAGAAACUACAGUGAGGAACGGUAAAGAGAUCACAGUGAUCGACACACCUGGACUUUAUGAUACUGAACUCAGUGAAGAGGAGAUUAUUACAGAAGUAAGGAAAUGUGUAACUUAUGCCUCUCCGGGACCACAUGCUUUUUUAAUUGUCAUUAGUGUGGGUCGAUUUACUAAAGAGGAAAAAGAUACAGUUCGACAUCUCGAAAGAGUGUUUGGAGAAGAGAUACUAAACUACACCAUGAUCAUCUUCACUCACAAAGAUCAGUUAGAGAAAGAAAAACAAACUAGUCACCAGUUUUUACAGCACUGUGAUCCAAAUCUUAGAAAAGUCAUACGCCGUUGUGAAAAUAGAUUUUUCUGUCUGGACAACAACUUUGCCAGUUUCCCACAGUUCAAAGAUCUGCUCAGUAAAAUAGAGACGAUGGUAGAAGAGAAUGGAGGGAUGUACUUUGCACAUGAUGCGUUUAAGAAAACAGAGAAACACAUUCUGCAGAUACAGAAGGCUCAAAAGAAAACCGGUUGUUGUGUAAUUCAGUGA